AGUGUGCGCGUGCGAGGGCUGGGAGCCGCGUGCCGGGAAGACGGGACGCUUGGAGUCCGGCCCGGUGCUGCGGGCUCCUGCCCUCGGGAGAGCCGCGGCGUGCGAGGGAGCAAGGUCUCCUCGUUCCCCGUGUGUGACUCGUUCUUGGGGCGGCGGGUCCCGUCCCGCUGCCACCAGCUCCGCUCCGGCUCGGCUCAGAUCGCCCCAGCCACAGCUUCAGCCGCGUCCCGUCGCCCCGGUCCUGCGCGGAGCCUGUAGACGGCUGGCCCGUGCCCGCUGCCUGCGCGAGGUGCGCUUCGCUCCUUGCCCCCUCGCAGGCCGGCCCUUCGGGGUCUCGUCCACGUCCCGGCUGGGGCGCAGCAGGAGACACGCGGCUGGCGUGUAGUGGCGCGUCCCCGGCGUGUUUGGAGCCGCCUGGUGCCCAGCCCCGAGCGCAGGCACGAGGCCCCCGGCAGGGAAACCCUUUGCAGCCCCCUUGGCAGAGGCCGGGAGGUUCGCAGCCCUGCCGUUUCUUCAGGGGCUGCCAUCGGGCCGGGGGACGUUCCUAGGAGAGGCGCGCGUCCCAGACCCUUUGUUUGUCUUCGCCCUCAGCCUGGACGUGCUGCAGAGACGAGCUCCUCCAGCUAAGUUUGCCUCGUGUGAUAAAGCGCUCGCUCUGUCAGUAUUAAAUUGUCCUUGGCUCUUCACCCGAGUGACUAAUUGUCCUUGCGUUAAGCUCUCGGGGGUCGCACGCAGCUGCGCUCCCUCUUCGAGCGAGCAGCUGGGGUCUCGUCAGUCGAUCCUCGUUUUGGCCGCCCGUCUCUGAGCCCUUUAGACCAGGAGGAGGUGACUAGGACUGGUGGCAGCUCCCAGGGGAAGGUGCCUGGUGCUCUGCUCUGCCCUGAAACGCUUCGUGUCUCCUCCGGGCCGUUGCACCCGGUGUUUGGUUCUCGGACUUUGGGAGGGCGACGGGCGUUUCUCCUGAGCUGUCUGGGUCUGGUGCCUGAGGGACGCUGGCUAACACAGAGCCCAGGCAGGUGCAUGCAGGACUUGUUUGAUUCUUUCUGGCUCCCUUGAAUUGCAUGGAAAAAGCUCCUUUGGCUUUGGGGGACCCAGGGUUUCACCCAGAACGUGCACGGCCCUGUGUUCCCUGGUCGCCCAGCGUUGUCAGUUCCCUCACAAGAGCCUUUCCUUCUUCCCCAGUCCUAAAUUACCUGUGUCCGGUGCAACUGGCACAGCCCCCAGCUCGCUCCCUUUCCCCCGGGCCGGUACACCAGCCUGCAUGCCUGUUCCUAAUGCCUUCCUGGCACGGUGGUGCCCCGUGCACGGCUGCGCUGGAGCCGCACAGAUGGGGACACUCAUCUCCUGUCUGCACGGCUCGGAAGCGCACACGCUGCUUUGCAGCUGUAUCGCGUUGCAGACGUGUCUCCUGUUCCAUCUGUACUGGCGCAGGCACCGCGAGGCGGCUCAGCUUGCCUGCGUGGGCCUUUCCUGCCACCAGCCUCUACACCUGCAGGAGCAAUCUGAGCCCGAGAAGGAGCAGCGUAUGGAGCCGGGGCGGGGUGGGGGAGGACGACAGACCAGACUGGCGUGAGCUGAUCAGCAUCUGAAAGCAGCUAGAACCUUUCCCUGAGCUUUUUUGCCUCAGUGACGUCUCAGGAAAAAAAGAUUUUCGUGUUUAAUUUGUUUGUAUUUUCAGCUUUUAGUUUCCUUGGAUGCAGCAGAGCCCCGGCUCCCUUGUCUUCCCUGUUCAUUCCUUCGCGGUGCCCACUCCUGCCCUCGCCCCUCCCGAUCAUCCCCUCUCCCGGUGAUGCCACUCCUCAGACUCGCUGGGCACCUGGCGGAGAAAGAGAAGGGUUGACCACUGCUCUGGCCCCGAAGCCCUGAACCACAAUGGCAGCUGGAGAGUCCCCCCCUGCUGAAGUGGUCUUCGUCAACCUGCAGCAGGGAGGCAAUGGGGCCAAGAGAGGCUUUGCCAGCGCCGAGGACGACGAGGACUUGGAUAAGACCUUGUCCAUCAAGAGGUUCGGGGACCUGAUAAGCAAGUCGGCAGCAAGAGACCUGGAGAAGCAGCAACGCAGCUACAAUGAAAGAGAUUUUGAAUUCCAUCGUCAGACCUCUCACCACAUCCACCACCCACUUUCCACCCACCUGCCACCUGCCCUCAAGUUCCCGAAGCGGCACCCCCGUGCCAGCCGGAGGAAGAGGAGGAAACGAAAGAAGAAGAAGACCUCGGUGCCCCCCUCAGAGGUCACCCCCACCAUCCAGGAGGUGGAUGAGGAGGGCACGGAGGCAGGGGAGGAGGAGGAAGAAGAGGAGGAGGAGGACGGCGAAUCGGAGGCCGAGGAGGCCCUGGAGAAGGUGGCCUCCCCGGAGUCGGAGACAGAGGCCCCAGGGAAGGAGGCGUCUCCCAGACUGAGGUCCCCUGGCAAGCCAAAGUUCACCAUCGGGAGUGACGAGGAUGACGCCUACAGUGCCACAGCCACGACAUGGUUCCACGUGGAUGAGGAGUGCGGUGUCCUGUCCCCUAGGCUGCGUCUCACCCACCUGCUUCAGGACCGGAGCCCAGCCUCACUCCACAGGCUGAUGGGGCUGGGGUACAUGAUGAGAGGCAAUGCUGGAGGCCAUACACCCUGCCACCAGCUGGUCCCCAGCCUCCCGGGGCCCAGGGAGUGCCUGUCACGGGGCUGGGACAAGCGGAAGCCCUGGAGCCAGGUGGUGAGUGGGCAGCGUGUGAGCUAUGACCUGAAGGAGCGGAUGUGCAUCGGCAGCAUGACCACACUGGACAGUGCAGCUUAUCAGCGCGUGCCCACCGACGAGGCUGAGGCCCAGAUGCUAGCAUCCGCUGACCUGGACGGCAUGAAAAGCCACCGCUUUGAAGACAACCCUGGUGUCAGGAGGCAUCUGGUGAAGAAACCAUCUCGGAGCCAGAUCACUAGGACAAGCAAAAAGAUGGUGACAGCUCCAUCAGUCAAGAAGAAGAAGAAGAAGAAGAAGCUGGACCGGCGGCCCCAUGAGGUGUUUGUGGAGCUGAACGAACUGGUGGCGGACAGGAACCAGGAGAUGCACUGGAGGGAGACAGCACGCUGGAUCAAGUUCGAGGAGGACGUGGAGGAGGACACGGCACGAUGGGGGAAGCCCCACGUGGCCUCGCUGUCCUUCCGCAGCCUGCUGGAGCUCAGGAAGACCAUUGCUCAUGGCGCCAUCCUCCUGGACCUGGAGCAGACGACGCUCCCAGGCAUUGCACACCUGGUGGUGGAGACCAUGAUCAUCUCAGACCAGAUCAAAGCUGAGGACAGGGCCAACGUGCUACGGGCCCUGCUGCUGAAGCACAGCCACCCCAACGACGAGAAGGAGGGCUUCUUCCCCCAGAACCACUCCAGCUCCAGCAUGAACUCAGUCGUGGGCAACCACCACCACAACCACAACCACAUGACCGACACCUGCAUGCCUCUGAUGGGCGAGGAGCGUAUUGAGAUGGCUGAACCCAAACCCCAUGACACCGAGUGCAAGGAGAAAAACCUGCAUCUGCACAACUCUGAGGGGCACCGCGGGAAGUAUCUGAAGCUGAUGGAGAAGAUUCCCGAUGAUGCGGAGGCCACUGUGGUCCUUGUGGGCUGCGUGCAGUUCCUGGAGCAGCCCACCAUGGCUUUUGUCCGGCUGAACGAGGCCACGUUCCUGGAGUCUGUCCUGGAGGUCCCGAUCCCAGUCCGGUUUAUCUUUGUCCUGCUGGGGCCCAGCCAGGCCAACAUGGAUUACCACGAGAUCGGGCGCUCCAUCUCCACCCUUAUGUCCGACAAGCUCUUCCACGAGGCUGCGUACCUGGCCGACGACCGCCAGGACCUGCUCAACGCCAUCAAUGAGUUCCUGGACUGCAGCAUCGUCAUCCCCCCAUCGGAGGUGGAGGGCAAGGACCUGCUCCGCUCCAUCGCCACCUUCCAGAAGGAGCUGCUGAGGAAGAGGAAGGAGCGGGAGCAGAAGAAGUCCACAAAGGAGGGCAUCGCCCAGGAAGCCAGAGAGCUGUGCGAGGUGAAGGCUGAGGAGGAGGAGGAGGAGGCAGAGGACGACCCCUUGCGGCGGACCGGCAUUUUCUUUGGCGGCCUGGUGCGGGACAUCAAGCGCAGGUACCCCAAAUACCUCAGCGACAUCCGGGACGCCCUGCACAGCCAGUGUCUUGCGGCCGUUCUCUUCAUCUACUUUGCUGCUCUCUCUCCUGCCAUCACCUUCGGGGGACUCUUAGGGGAGAAGACGGAGGGUCUCAUGGGCGUCUCAGAACUGAUCAUCUCCACCUCGGUCCUGGGCAUCCUGUUCUCCCUGCUCGGGGCCCAGCCCCUCCUUGUCAUCGGCUUUUCAGGACCCCUCUUGGUGUUUGAAGAAGCGUUUUACAAGUUCUGCCAGACCCAAGGCAUUGAGUACCUGACAGGCAGAGUGUGGAUUGGCCUGUGGCUCAUCGUCUUCAUCUUCAUCAUUGUGGCAGCUGAAGGCAGCUUCCUAGUGCGCUAUAUCUCGCCCUUCACGCAGGAAAUCUUUGCCUUCCUCAUCUCCCUCAUCUUCAUCUACGAAACUUUCUACAAACUCUACAAGGUGUUUGCAGAGCACCCCCUGCUGAAGUUUUAUCCACCGAGCCUGCAAGGCAGCCUGAACACCAGUGCACUCUCUGCAGACGCCAUGACGCUGGGAACCCGGAUGCAGCCCAAUACCGCCCUCCUCUCCCUCAUCCUCAUGCUGGGCACCUUCUUCAUUGCCUUCUUCAUGCGCAAGUUCAAGAACAGCCGCUUCUUGGGAGGGAAGGCUCGGCGCAUCAUUGGAGACUUUGGGAUCCCCAUCUCGAUCCUGGUCAUGGUGUUGGUGGACUACACCAUCACGGACACCUACACACAGAAGCUGAAUGUCCCUGCCGGCCUCUCCGUCACGUCCCCCGACAAGCGCGGCUGGUUCAUCCACCCCUUGGGCAGCAGCCAGGCCUUCCCAAUGUGGAUGAUGUUUGCCUCGGCCAUUCCUGCACUCUUGGUCUUCAUCCUCAUUUUCAUGGAGACACAGAUCACCACCCUGAUCGUCAGCAAGAAGGAGCGGAAGCUGCUCAAAGGCUCUGGCUUCCACCUGGACCUGCUGCUAAUUGGCACCAUGGGUGGGCUCUGCGCCCUGUUCGGGCUGCCCUGGCUGACGGCCGCCACUGUGCGCUCCAUCACCCAUGUCAAUGCCUUAACUGUCAUGAGCAAGGCCAUUGCGCCUGGGGAGAAGCCCAAGAUCGAGGAGGUGAAGGAGCAGCGGGUCACGGGCGUACUCAUUGCCACCCUUGUUGGCUUGUCCAUCGUGAUGGGUAACGUGCUGCGGCAGAUCCCACUGGCCGUGCUCUUCGGGAUCUUCCUGUACAUGGGGGUCACAUCUCUCACUGGCAUCCAGCUCUACGAGCGGCUGCUCCUCAUCUUCAUGCCGUCUAAGCACCACCCUGAUCACAUCUACGUUGUCAAGGUGAAGACCUGGAGGAUGAACCUCUUCACCCUCAUCCAACUGGCCUGCAUUGUGCUGCUCUGGGUGGUGAAGUCGACCGUGGCCUCCUUGGCCUUCCCCUUCGUGCUGAUCAUGACAGUGCCCUUGCGACGCUUCGUGCUGCCCCGCUUCUUCCAGGAUAGGGAGCUCAAAGCUCUGGACUCGGAGGACGCGGAGCCGAACUUUGAUGAAGACGGCCGGGACGAGUACAAUGAGCUGCACAUGCCUGUGUGAGUGGCUGCUGUGGUGCCUCUGCCCAUGCUGGGCUCUCUUCUGGACCCAGGGCCGUCUGAACAGGCCUCAGACUCACAGCAAGUCAAGCAGCUUCUGGUCUGCGGCAAUGAACAGCUGUUCUAUGGCCUCUGCGGGGCACGGUCCAGCUGAUCCCAUGACACCCAUCACCUGCUCAGUGGAGGCACCGUUUCCUUCUUCCCAGAGCCGGCGGGGCCGGGAAGUGCCUCUUGCACCCAGAUGCUCCGUGGGAAACUGCACUCCCUCGGCCCUGAGCUGGCCCCAGUCCUUGCCGGUGGCUGGGGGCUGCAUUCAGUGCAUGGGCUGGUUAAAGGGAGCCAUGCCACUACCUCCCAUUCACCUGCUUCAGAUGCCAGCCCAGGAUCCAGGCACUGUGGAGGGAGAGGCUGGCCAGGCCCCACCCUGGCAGGGUAGGGAAGCGUCUCCUGCAGUCACAGUGCCAGGCGAGUCUUGCCUGCAAAGGGCCGGCAGCUUCCUGGGGCCAGACUCUGAAGGCAGCCUCCUUGCUCAGCCUGACAGGUGCCCUGGUCCAGCACGCCCUGCCAUGCCUUGCUCCCAGGUGUUUGUGCUCCCCGUGGUCCUUUAGCCCCGGCCCAGCUGUUAUUCCAAAUGCUACCCAAAACGCUGCCCUCCGGCCCUCUUGCUGCAGCGGGGCCAGCCUGCAAUCACAUGAGCAAACCAGAGAGUACAGCACAGCUCUCUGGUGGGCAGCAGGUCACCAGCUGCCACAAGGAGAAUCCCCCUCACACUUCACCAUGCCUGGGCAGCACUGGGUGACCCUGCCCUCUCGGGGUUUGCUCUGAGCCCCCAGUGCCUUUCUGCAGAACCAGGGGACUGUGGGCCCUGGCCGGGGCUCUGGGGAUGGGGGCACCCUGCACGCCUGUGCCCUGAGAGCAGGCCCUUUCCCUGGGGUUGCACAGUGCUUCUGCUUUCCAGACCUGAAAGCAGCUGGCAGCACCUCCAGCAAAUCCCUCCCUCGGCCUGCACCAUGUGUCUAAGGUGAGGGGUUGUCUGUCCCCAUCUGAAGUCACGCUCAUCCCUGGUAACCAGGUGUGAUGUUACAGCUAAGGUUUGUGAUGUCAGAAGGGGACAGCAGGUGGGCAGGGCCCUUGGGGGGGUAGGGCUGAGGGGAGUGUCCCCCCACCAUCCCCCAUAGGCACCAGUCUCAACAGCCACCGACUGGGUUUGCUGAGGUGUUCAGGCCCCUCAGGACACGGGGGCCUCAGCCCAGUGACUGGAUCACUGUGGAUCCCUGACCCCUCCCUGCCUGGUGGGCAGUUUGGCCCGGAUCCCCCCCCAGUGAUCCGGUCACUACGGACCUUCCUCCUGCUGCCCCCAGAGCUGGGUCCCCCAUUAGCAGUGCCUGGUAGCUGGGGAAUGAGCAGUAGCCACCAGGAACCUGGUCUUCAGGCCUGCGGUGUGAGCCCUGGGCAGCCACAUCUCUGUGCAGGGAAGCCAUGGGGGUGUCUGGCUGUCCAGGUCUGGUUCCUGGCAUGGGUUGCUAGGGCCCCUGGCUCUCUGGCAGGCCCAGGCUGUAGCUGAAGAGAUUAUCUGUGACGUGCUCUCAGCGUGUGGCUGGGGGCUAACCCUAGCAGGCAGGAGGCCCAAGAACAUGGGCUCCUGCUCUUUCUGGGGACAGGAGGGGAUGGUGCCCUUGCAGGGUAGGUGCCAGCCUAGGAUCCCUGUCUAUAGCACUGCUUGGCCCUGGGGCCCCAGUCUGGCCCUGGCCCUGCCCCAUUCCUAUCCGUCAGUGGGCACAGAUCCUUCCUUACCGCCUGGGGCACUUGCUAGGCUUUGGAGUCACGUGUUGCACCCACAGAGCCUCAGAAAUACCCACCCAAAGGGAGAAACCCCUUUGGCGCCCACAGCCCUGUCAUGCCCAUGGAUGCCCUCGCAGGUGGGAAACUGGUGUCUUCUGUGCGUCUGUGGCUGUGUGUCCUGUCCUCCUUGUGUAGUGUAGGAGGCCUGUUGUCUCUGUGUCCCCGGCAGCCUGGCUGUGUGUGGUGACUUCUGACUGUAGUGGAAACAGCAGCACUAAUAAACCCUUUGCAGGAACACAA
Molecule: messenger RNA, 7781 nt
Organism: Alligator mississippiensis (American alligator)
Lineage: Eukaryota; Metazoa; Chordata; Crocodylia; Alligatoridae
Gene: SLC4A3
Product: solute carrier family 4 member 3
Exons: 24
Coding region: 1873-5703 (1276 amino acids)
Biological process (GO): bicarbonate transport; monoatomic anion transport; regulation of intracellular pH
Cellular component (GO): plasma membrane
Molecular function (GO): solute:inorganic anion antiporter activity; monoatomic anion transmembrane transporter activity
Source: RefSeq, a predicted model, not a curated record